This is a messenger RNA of Drosophila willistoni, 306 nucleotides long. RefSeq lists its product as uncharacterized. The transcript has a single exon. The coding region runs from base 1 to 306 and encodes 101 amino acids. The record is from RefSeq and is a predicted model, not a curated record. NCBI's taxonomy places the organism in Eukaryota, Metazoa, Arthropoda, Insecta, Diptera, Drosophilidae.
AUGAGUGCGAUGACAGUGUCGUUAGCCGCCUUGGACACUGGUUAUGCCUAUGAAAAUCCAGUUGGAGAUCAGUUAAUAGAGCCCACAGUUCACCAGGUGCAUCGUCCACUGAAACAUCGUCUCAAGCCAUCCAUAAAUUAUUGCAAUAAUGAGCUGGGAAGUGGUGAAACGACGGAAAGGUAUCGUGCAGCUCAUCCCCCGCCGCGACGUUUCAUACACCACAGGGAAGUGGUGGUAAACAGAGACUUCUUUGAGCCAUCGGCCGAGAGAGUUGAGGAACUGAAACGCAUUUUGCUGGAACAAUAA